Nicotiana tabacum (common tobacco) is the source of this 2404-nucleotide messenger RNA. RefSeq names its product floral homeotic protein APETALA 2. The record is from RefSeq and is a predicted model, not a curated record. Gene Ontology annotation, biological process: regulation of DNA-templated transcription. Gene Ontology annotation, molecular function: DNA binding; DNA-binding transcription factor activity. Lineage: Eukaryota; Viridiplantae; Streptophyta; Magnoliopsida; Solanales; Solanaceae.
UUUUUUUUUUCUACAUUUCCUAUUCAAACUCUUCCAUACACAUUUAUUUAGACAAACGUGCAAAACAGGUCAUAGGAAUAUUUAUAGGUUAGGCAGCAACUAAAAACUAGUCUUUGUACAAACCAUAACCAUAGCAAUAAGAGCUAUAACUGCCCCUUUUUUCUACCUCUUUCACGGCAACCAUUCAUUCUUCUUUUGUCUAUAAAUCGCCUUCAUUAUACUGAAUCGAAUUCGACAUUUAGCUUCUUACCAUUGAACCCGUUGCUCUUCUGAAAUCAUGGGUUUAUAGUUUAAUAUUUGGCAAAUUUUUAGUGAUUUUCACAUUUAUUUUUAUAUUUCUAUUUCAAAAAUAUUGUGAUCAGUUGAACCAUUAGUUAUACUCUCCUUCCUUCUCAGGACCUUAUAAGGAGAGGAACUUUGCGUUCUUAAUUAGCUUAUUUGUGUUAUAGAAAAAAAUGUGGAAUCUAAACGAUUCUCCCAAUCGACGAAUGGAAGAUGAAUCAGAAGAAGGUUGUUCUUCUCCUAUUGAACUUGAUGAGAAAGGUAAACGGGUCGGAUCGGUCCCAAAUUCAAGUUCAUCAGCUUUGGUUAUUGAGGAAGGUAAUAAUUCUGAGGAAGAAGAAAAUGGUGAAAAAGGUAAGAAAAAGAGAAAUACACCUAGUAAAAUAUUUGGGUUUUCAGUUAACGAUAACAACUUCUCGUCGGAGAGUGAAACGCCGGUUACUCGGCAGUUUUUUCCGGUUGAUGAGUCAGAAAUGGGAGGUGGGUCCAUAAAUUUUCCGACGGCUCAAUGGGCUGGAGUUCAAUUUUGUCAAUCAGAGCCACGUGGCACCACUAUAGUGGGAAACCCUACUGAGGUGUCUCAGCAGCAGCAGCAGCCAAUUAAAAAGAGCCGCCGUGGACCGCGGUCUAGGAGUUCGCAGUACCGUGGUGUUACCUUUUACCGGCGGACUGGCCGGUGGGAGUCACACAUAUGGGAUUGUGGGAAACAAGUUUACCUAGGUGGAUUUGAUACAGCACAUGCAGCAGCGCGUGCAUAUGAUAGAGCAGCAAUCGAGUUCCGAGGAGUGGAGGCAGACAUAAACUUUAAUUUGGAGGAUUAUGAGGCAGACUUAAAACAGAUGACCAAUCUAACCAAGGAAGAAUUUGUGCAUGUACUAAGGAGACAAAGUACUGGUUCUCCUAGAGGAAGCUCCAAGUAUAGAGGGGUGACUUUGCAUAAAUGUGGUAGAUGGGAAGCUAGAAUGGGACAGUUCUUAGGCAAAAAGUAUGUUUAUUUGGGUCUCUUUGAUACUGAAGUUGAAGCUGCUAGGGCUUAUGAUAAAGCUGCUAUCAAGAGUAAUGGGAAGGAUGCAGUUACUAACUUUAAUCGUAGAAUUUAUGAAAAUGAACUUAACUCAACUGAAUCUGCCGAUAAUGCAGCCGACCACAAUCUUGACUUAAGCUUAGGAGGUUCAAACUCAAAGGAAAGAAGCCGAGAUAUGGGGGAUAAUAGGGGUCAAAAUUCAUCAUCUUUGCAAUUAGAUGCCCCUUGGCAGCACCAAGAGUCGAGGUCUAAGCUAACUAGUCCAAUUGGUUUUGAUGCCCAAAGAAGAGAUGGGUAUAAUGAAACUGAAACCUUGCAGCUCUUGAGCCAAACGCAUCUAAAUUCUCCAGGCUUUUUGCAGCCUAAUAUUAAUGAAAUGCAAAGAAUUGGCCAAUUUAUUAGAUAUGGUGAAUCCCAUAUGGUUCAAGUGUUUCCACCACAGUUCAGCUCAUAUCAAAUUCAGUCUCCAAGCAGCAGUAAUGUAGGCCGAAUUGGGGGUACAAAUUCUCAAGAAUGGUACCCUAAUAAUAUUCCUCCUCAGAUAUUUGCAACUGCUGCAGCAUCAUCAGGAUUCCCCCAGCAGAUAGAGUCAAUUGGAAGUGAUUUUAAAAGUUUGAAUACGAAUUGAAGUAAAAACGGAAGAAUUUGGAGGAAGUAUAAGUUUGGUGUCCAGGUUCGUUCCAGGCACCAACCAAAACGCCAAGGGCAGCAGAGCACAAAAGUGGAAAAAGUUCGGUGUCUAAAUUGGCGUCAAGCGAGAUGCCAAAGGGCGGAUUUUGUCCUAAUUCAGUUGGGACUUGGGGAUUUCAACCCUACACGUCCUCAACAUGUAUAAAAGGGGUUCUAAACCUAUGUUUGAGGGGGAUCGAACAUACUUUGGACCAAGGGAGAGCACGGAGCUGCCGUGGAGGCCGAAAUUCAUCAGAUUUCAUCUUUCUUCCAUCAAACUUUGUAAUCAUUAUGUUUCUUUGGAUGAAUUGUUAUUUUGCUACCAUGUUUAUGAGGAGUUAAAUUUUGCGUUCUAGGGUUAUGGUUGUCAUGAAUAUUGAUGUUUAUUAACUACAUUAUCAUUAAUUCGAGUUAUCGUCUUUGGUUGUU